UGCGUCUGCGUCAGUUAUCCUUGGGCUAGCACACACAGCGAACAUGUUGACGAACAGCGAGGAGCACUUUAUCGAGCACUUCUACUACAGCGCCGAGAGUCUGGAGGCGGCAGCGGACUCGCUGGCCGUUGGCAAUUUGCAGGAUCAGCUGGAGCAGCUGAUGAACCAGCAGCAGGAUAGGGAUUUUAGUGGCAGCGCGGACAGUCUGUCCGAUGGCACCAAUAGCUGCUCCCUGGAGCUGUACUAUGACACGCCCGCGGUGCUGGAGCUGGAGCAAAUGCUCAGCGCGCAGACCCAGCAGCAACAGCAAAUGGGCGCCUCCAAGUUCCAGACAAAGGCCGCCAAAUACUGGCACAAGACGGCGCGCAACAGACCCUACGAUGCCAGCAGCAGCAGCGCCUAUCCCAGCGCAGCUAGCGAGGAUCAGGAGGAGCGCGACGAUUGCGCGCCCGAUGUCCUGCGCAAACGUCGGCUGGCGGCCAAUGCACGCGAACGCCGCCGGAUGAACAGCCUCAAUGAUGCCUUCGACAAGCUGCGGGAUGUGGUGCCAUCGCUGGGCCAUGAUCGACGGCUCUCCAAGUACGAGACAUUGCAAAUGGCGCAGGCGUACAUUGGGGAUUUGCUCACGCUGCUCUCCAGGGACUAUUGAGUGGAUGAUGGUGGCUGGUGAGGGGUAGCUGCGGGAGGCAAUGCAACCGGGACGUGUUGGAGCAACACUCGAACCUAGUGUCAACUUUAAAAGGCUGUUAGUUCUUAGGCUUAGCUGCUAAACUAUUUAAUUAAGAUUUAAUUUAAA
Molecule: messenger RNA, 796 nt
Organism: Drosophila virilis
Lineage: Eukaryota; Metazoa; Arthropoda; Insecta; Diptera; Drosophilidae
Gene: amos
Product: absent MD neurons and olfactory sensilla
Biological process (GO): axon development; sensory organ development; positive regulation of transcription by RNA polymerase II
Cellular component (GO): nucleus
Molecular function (GO): E-box binding; DNA-binding transcription factor activity, RNA polymerase II-specific; protein dimerization activity
Source: RefSeq, a predicted model, not a curated record